Elephantulus edwardii (Cape elephant shrew) is the source of this 2043-nucleotide messenger RNA. It is a transcript of the gene GBP4, whose product is annotated as guanylate binding protein 4. The coding region runs from base 1 to 2043 and encodes 680 amino acids. NCBI's taxonomy places the organism in Eukaryota, Metazoa, Chordata, Mammalia, Macroscelidea, Macroscelididae. The record is from RefSeq and is a predicted model, not a curated record. Gene Ontology annotation, molecular function: GTPase activity; GTP binding. Gene Ontology annotation, biological process: defense response to Gram-positive bacterium; defense response to protozoan. The transcript is spliced from 11 exons.
AUGGCUUCCAGAUCUAUCAUGACGGAACCUAUUUGUUUGGUGGGAAACAACAAUGACCAGCUGGUGGUGAAUCCAGAAGCAUUAAAUAUCCUUAACAAGCUAUCUCAGCCAGUGGUUGUUGUGGCCAUUGUAGGGCUGUAUCGAACAGGGAAAUCCUAUCUAAUGAACCAUCUGGCAGGAGAGAAGCAUGGUUUUAGGCUGGGCUCGACAGUGAGGUCUGAAACGAAGGGCAUCUGGAUGUGGUGUGUGCCUCACCCCUCAAAGCCAAACCACUUGCUGGUUCUUCUGGACACUGAAGGCUUCGGAGACGUGGAAAAAGGUGACCUUAAGAAUGACUCAUGGAUCUUUGUGCUGGCCGUGCUUUUGAGCAGCACCUUUGUCUACAACAGCAUGUGCACCAUCAACCACCAAGCUUUGGAACAGCUACACUAUGUGACUGAACUAACAGAGCUAAUCAAAGCAAAAUCAUCCUCCACAUUUGAUGAAGAGGUUGGUUUCUCUGAAUUUGUGAGCUUCUUUCCAGACUUUGUAUGGACUAUUCGGGAUUUCAGCCUGGAGUUGAAGUUAGGUGACAGCUGUAUCACUGAAGAUGAGUACCUGGAGAACACCUUGAAGCUGGUCCGAGGUCAGAACUCCAGAAUUCAAAAUUCCAAUAUGACUAGAGAGUGUAUCAGGAAUUUCUUUCCAAAUCGGAAGUGUUUUGUCUUUGACCGACCCACGAAUGACAAUAAACUUUUAACCCAUAUUGAAGAAGUACCAGAAGAGAAACUGAGCCACGAUUUCCUGAUACAAGUGAAAAAGUUUUGUUCCUAUAUCUUCGAUAAUGCAAAGACCAAGACCCUGAGGCAGGGAAUCACAGUCUCUGGGAACCGCCUGGCGGUGUUGGUGGAGACCUACGUGAAUGCUAUCAGAAGUGGUACAGUGCCUUGUUUGGAGAACGCAGUGACAACCUUAGCCCAGCAAGAGAAUUUGGUGGCUAUACAGAAGGCAGUCGACCACUACAGUGACCUGAUGGCUCAGCAGUUGCAGCUUCCCACAGACACCCUACAGGCGUUGCUAGAUGUGCACAGUGUUUGUGAGAAAGAAGCCAUUGCAGUCUUUAUGGAGCACUCCUUUAAGGAUGAAAAUCACGAGUUCCAGAAAGAGCUUAUGAUUACCAUAGAGAAAAUGAAGGAGAAAUUUACUGAGCAGAAUGAAGAGGCAUCUAACAAAUACUGCCAUGCUGAGCUACAGAAGUUAUCAGAGACCUUGACGGAAAAUAUUUCAAGAGGAGUUUUCUCUGUUCCUAGAGGACACAGCCUCUACUUACAAGCAAAGAAAAAGAUUGAACAAGCUUAUGGACAAGUGCCCAGAAAAGGAGUUAAGGGGGAUGAGGUCCUCCAGAGAUUCCUGCAAUCUCAGGUGACAAUAGAGGAAUCCAUCCUGAAUGCAGACAAAGCACUAACUGUUAGAGAGAAGACCUUAGCAGUGGAACAGGCCAAGAUGGUGACAGUUGAGAAGGAAAAUGAGCUGCUGAGACAGAAACAAAAGGAGCAGCAGCAGCAGAUGGAGGCUCAAGAAAGGAGCUUAAAGGAAAAUAUAGCACAACUGGAAAAGAAGAUGAAGCAGGAGAGAGAGUAUCUUCAGAAAGAACAGGAAAGGAUGCUGGAUCAUAAACUGAAAGUCCAACGAGAACUACUGGAAGAAGGAUUUAAAAACAAAUCGAAGGCACUAGAACAUGAGAUAAAUCAGCUGAAGGAUGAGCUUAAAGAGGAAAACACCCCAGUCCUGAACAAUUUGAUUGACCUAGCUAAGGAAGCAUUCACAUUAUUAUUAUCUCCUUUUAUGCUAAAUGAAGGUAACAAUAUGGAAUGGUUUUGGAGUCUGAUACUCAGCUUGGAAACUGCCUCAGGAACUAAUACUGCUGAGCCUGCAGUUCUUAUUCUGGCCCAGAAGUCAUCAGCCUUAAAAUCUAGUGCCGAAGGCCUUAGGUCAUUGCUACAGCUGCGGAUGAGCCAGCCCCCUACCCAGACGGACAGCAGACUGCUUGCUGAAACCCACUAA